GAGCUGAUCCGCGAGAAGUACUACCCUACCUACUACAGAGCAGAGAUGGAGCAUCAGUUUCUGUCGCUCAAACAGGGUACUCGGACUGUAGACGAGUACGAAAGAGAGUUUACCAGACUUGCAGCUUUUGUUCCUGAUUUGGUUCGUACGGAGGCCCAGAGAGCACAACGCUUCAUUGACGGACUUUACCCAGCA
Striga hermonthica is the source of this 195-nucleotide messenger RNA. Lineage: Eukaryota; Viridiplantae; Streptophyta; Magnoliopsida; Lamiales; Orobanchaceae. The record is from the annotation of a GenBank genome assembly.